AUGCAGCUAAAUAAUCAUCGUAAAGUCGAUGGGGACGCGGGUGCAGGGGACGACGUCGAAAUGACUAUUGUUAAGGCACGUACUGUUCCACUGGGAGAAACUACGCUUGAUCCUAUCAACCGUUUCACCGCCAAUCCUUUGCCUGGUACUCCAAAGUCACAAAGCAUCAACCUUUUUGAUCACUACAUCAACAUCUUCCACACUCCAUCAUCAACACCUCCUAUGAAACGGCCAGCAUCGGAAUCUUCCAUCAGGUCCUUCGAUCUUUGGAAUCCCAUCGGCCCAAAGCGACCUCGUUUCGAUCUCUCCCGUAACCAAACCAUCAACCCACGAAUACUUAAUUUGAACGAAGACCUUCUUUUCAGCAGCGAUCCGGAUUCCAUGGAUCUCGAUUUCGAACCAAAUACCCGUGAGUAUCGUAAGUUCCUCUUCAGAGGGUUCCCGUUAGGAUCCCCUGAAGUCCUCGGAAACGAUUCAGAGUACGGCAUCUCAGAAGAGGAGCGUCAACUACUCAGUGUUCUUGAGUUCUCGAGCAUGUAUCGGAAGAAGAAUCUCGUCUUGACUGAGGCAGAGCGAGAGGAAGCAAUGGAUUUGGCUGUAACCUACCACCAUUCCUUGGACGAAGCAGGCCUCCCAGAGGCCUUGAAGAAACGGCUUAGGAAGGUUACAGCUGAAAGGUUUGAGCAAAAAGACUCAUGGAACAAGAUCAUGACACACCUCAAAAACGUCCAACUUGGACGAGAUGCCAGGUUGGAAUGGACUGAACUCGGGCUCCCUCGUUCUGAAUUGGUCAAAUCUCGAGGCUCGAAGAGUAUGCCCAAUCUGAAGAUUGUAGCCUCCGUCAAAACCAAGGUACAUGGAACAGAAUUGAAUCGAGAAGAGGAUUCUAAAGAAUGGAGCGGUUUUGAGAUCGUCCAGGGGCCUAAGGACGGAGAGAAACCAACCUUCGUCCCGACUAACAAAUCCUGCGUCCCAAGCCUCACAGCUGGACUCACUCGUACUGAUCUCACAGCUACAGAACAUGCCAAAGAGCAGAAGGAAAAGACUGAAAUCCAGCAAAUGCUUGAAGUCAGAUCUCAAUAUAAAAUCACCCCAAGAUCUCCAACUCCUCCUAACCCUCAGGAGAAAAGUUCAGGCCAGAAGGCCGAAGCUGAUGACGAAUCUGUCUUUACCUACGCCCACCUCCAACGCUACGAAAAGGAAUUCAAGAAGGGUACAGAAAACUCCUUCACCAAGGAGAAAGAGAUACAAGAUAAUAUCCGUCGCAUCCAUGCUGAACACAACAAAGAGGCUUUCCGCAAGAGGCAAAAUGACAUCUGGCAUGUCAUUACUCCUACAGCUAAAAUCAACUCUUGGGAGAAGGUUCCACGGGAUCAACAUAGAUACUACACUUUUGGACUCCGAGAGAUUUGUGAUGCCCACCCCGAACAGCGGAUUCUCUUUCUCGAGCAUAACAAGUUGGUAGAGGACUUCGGGCAACGAAAGGGAGAUUUCAAAUACGAGUGUAACGAUCCAUUCGGGAUCGAUCCAUAUUUAGAUGACAACCCGUUCAUCCUUGAGGGGGAAGAUACGGGGGACUAUGCCCAAUAA
Molecule: messenger RNA, 1590 nt
Organism: Orbilia oligospora ATCC 24927
Lineage: Eukaryota; Fungi; Ascomycota; Orbiliomycetes; Orbiliales; Orbiliaceae
Exons: 3
Coding region: 1-1590 (529 amino acids)
Source: RefSeq, a predicted model, not a curated record